AUGAGCGACGACUUCAUCCGUCUCGUAUCCCAAGCAAAUCCUGCCACUCAUCAAUACCAGCCCACCCGCAACAGCUAUGCUCCCUCCGGCCAAGCAUUGGAUCCAUUCUUCGACGAUGAGGACGAGGAGGAAGUAGUCCCCGACUCUGCGUUUGGCGCACCGGCUGCUAUGCGCUCCCAAGAGUCUGGUCUACCCUUUGCUCGCUCUGGGGCGGCUCCUGCAGGCGCGUCCCAACUCACUUUGCCCGCAACCAUCCAGCCAGACUGGUCCUUUGACGACGACGAUCAGCAACAAAUUCCUGCCGGUCAUAAGCGCAUUUUUGGUUCUCGACAACUCCCUGGCUCCGCAAAGCAUACGCAGCGCGAGAAACAGCCGCGUAAGUCAUUCGGCGAACGCAUAAAGUGGCCAUGGAAGAGGAAGGAGCAGGUUCUGACGGGCGAUCGAAUGGUUGUUCUGAACAACUCGAUUGCAAACUCUGAAUUCUGCUCCAACUAUGUGUCGACAAGCAAGUACAAUGUUGCCUCGUUCGUGCCCAAGUUCUUGUUCGAGCAAUUUUCGAAAUAUGCGAACUUGUUCUUCUUGUUCACGGCGUUGAUCCAGCAAAUACCUGGGGUGUCGCCCACGAAUCGCUGGACAACAAUUGGACCACUUGCGGUUGUGCUCUUAGCGUCGGCUUUCAAGGAAACGCAAGAGGACCUAAAACGGCAUCAGUCUGACUCUGAGUUGAACUCACGGAUGGCCAAGGUGUUGACUCCUGAAGGGACUUUUGUAGAGAAGAAGUGGAAGAAUAUCAGGGUAGGCGACGUUAUUCGGCUGGAGAGCAACGACUCCAUUCCAGCAGAUGUCAUUUUGCUGAGUUCUAGUGAACCGGAGGGGUUCUGCUACAUUGAGACAUCAAACCUAGACGGCGAGACGAACCUGAAGAUCAAACAGGCUUCUCCUCAGACAGCACACCUUACCUCCCCUCAGCUGGUAGUCGGUUUGCAUGGAACGCUCCGCUCCGAGCAUCCAAACAACUCGUUAUACACUUAUGAAGGGACUGUGGAACUCACGACCAACGAGGGAUUGCCGAGGCAAGUUCCUCUCGGACCCGACCAAAUGCUUCUUCGUGGUGCACAGAUACGAAAUACGCCAUGGGCGUAUGGCCUUGUCGUCUUCACCGGCCACGAAACAAAGCUGAUGCGGAAUGCGACGGCGGCCCCGAUCAAGAGAACUGCAGUGGAGCGUCAGGUCAAUGUUCACAUCGUCUUCUUGUUCAUACUUCUGCUCGCAUUAUCCUUGGGUUCAACGAUUGGCAGUAGUAUCAGGACGUGGUUCUUCGCCGAUCAAGAGUGGUAUCUGUAUGAGACAUCAGGGCUCGGAGACCGAGCGAAACAAUUCAUCGAAGAUAUUCUCACGUUCAUCAUCCUGUACAACAAUUUAAUCCCGAUUUCGCUCAUCGUGACCAUGGAGGUGGUAAAGUUCCAGCAGGCGCAGUUGAUCAAUUCAGAUCUUGAUAUGUACUAUGCGAAGACGGAUACUCCCGCGCUCUGUCGGACCUCGUCGCUGGUCGAGGAGCUCGGCCAGAUCGAAUUCGUGUUCAGCGAUAAAACGGGUACGCUGACAUGUAACGAGAUGGAGUUCCGGUUCUGUAGUAUUGCUGGUGUCGCAUAUGCAGACGUCGUGGACGAGAGCAGGCGGGGAGACGAGGACGGCAAGGACGGUUGGAACACAUUCGCGGAGAUGAAGGCGUUGCUGGGUCACAGUGAGAACCCGUUCCUUGACAGUAAGUCGGAGAAAGCAGAAACAACCCGCGACAGGGAGACCGUCAAUGAAUUCCUCACUCUACUUGCUGUGUGCCAUACUGUCAUCCCCGAAGUCCGUGAUGGCAAAAUGCACUACCAAGCUAGCAGUCCUGACGAGGCCGCACUAGUUGCCGGCGCGGAAUUGCUUGGGUAUCAGUUUCACACACGGAAGCCAAAAUCCGUUUUUGUCAACAUUGCUGGAACAUCGCAGGAAUUCCAGAUCUUGAACGUCUGCGAGUUCAACUCCACGCGCAAGCGGAUGUCCACCGUCGUUCGGUGCUCGGACGGCAAGAUCAAGCUGUUCUGCAAAGGCGCGGAUACCGUUAUACUGGAACGUUUGAGUGAAGAUCAGCCCUACACAGAACGGACUUUGGGCCAUCUAGAGGACUAUGCAACGGAAGGACUGCGGACUCUGUGCAUCGCGUCUCGCGACAUCUCAGAGAACGAGUAUCGACAGUGGUGUGCAGUCUAUGAUCAGGCGGCGGCAACAAUCAACGGGCGAGGAGAGGCUCUUGAUCGAGCAGCAGAGCUGAUAGAAAAGGACAUGUUCCUUCUGGGUGCUACUGCCAUCGAAGAUAAGCUGCAAGACGGCGUCCCAGAUACCAUUCAUACACUGCAGAUGGCGGGCAUCAAGGUCUGGGUCCUUACCGGAGAUCGGCAGGAAACUGCUAUCAAUAUUGGCAUGUCGUGUAGACUGAUUUCCGAGUCCAUGAAUCUGAUCACUGUGAAUGAGGAGACGAUGCUCGAUACUCAGGAAUUUAUAACAAAGCGGCUGUCUGCUAUUAAGAACCAGCGCAGCACGGGCGAACUGGGCGAACUGGAGGACCUAGCUCUCGUUAUCGACGGCAAGAGUCUUGGGUAUGCAUUAGAGAAGGAAAUCUCUUCGGCGUUCCUUGAACUUGCUCUGAUGUGCAAAGCUGUGAUCUGCUGUCGUGUGUCGCCUCUGCAAAAGGCGCUGGUGGUGAAGCUUGUCAAGAAGAAUCAGAAGUCGAUCCUACUUGCUAUUGGCGACGGUGCCAACGAUGUCAGCAUGAUCCAAGCCGCCCAUGGCCUGCAAGCCGCUCGGUCUGCCGACGUAGCCAUCUCACAGUUCAGAUUCCUCAAAAAGCUGCUACUUGUCCAUGGCUCAUGGAGUUAUCAGCGACUGUCCAAGCUGCUGCUCUAUUCAUUCUACAAGAACAUCGUGCUUUAUAUGACACAGUUUUGGUAUUCAUUCUUCAAUAGCUUCUCCGGAGAGAUCGUGUACGAAUCAUGGACGCUCUCGAUGUAUAACAUCAUCUUCACGCUCCUUCCUCCCUUCGUCAUUGGCGUGUUCGAUCAGUUUGUCUCUGCUCGCAUCCUUGAUAGAUACCCACAGCUCUAUAUGCUAGGACAGAGAAACGCGUUCUUCACGAAAACUACUUUCUGGCUUUGGGUCGUCAACGCUCUCUAUCACAGUGUCAUCCUGUUCGGCUUUUCUGUGAUCCUGUUCUGGGGCGACUUGAAGCAAUCUACCGGCUACGAUUCUGGCCACUGGUUUUGGGGCACGAUGCUAUAUUUAGCGGUUCUCCUGACGGUUCUAGGCAAGGCAGCACUCAUUUCCGAUACACGGUGGCAGGCGACUAUUCCGGGAUCUUUCGUGUUCGCUAUGCUUUUCCUCCCUCUGUAUGCAGUUGUCGCGCCUGCGAUUGGAUUUUCCACGGAAUACUAUGGGCUUGUGCCUCGACUAUGGACUGACGCCGUGUUCUACUUCAUGCUGAUACUAGUACCCAUCUUUUGCUUGACGCGGGAUUUCGUGUGGAAAUAUUACCGGAGAACAUACCGGCCAGAAUCUUACCACAUCGCGCAGGAGAUUCAGAAGUAUAACAUUCCUGAUUACCGACCACGCCAGGAGCAGUUCCAAAAAGCGAUCAAGAAAGUGCGCGCGGUGCAGCGCAUGCGGCGCAACCGAGGCUUCGCGUUUAGUCAGACGGAGAACGCGGCGCGCCAAGACCAAGCGCGACUCAUUCGGGCUUACGAUACAACGAGGACAGGAGCACGGCCUUCUGGAUACUAG
Messenger RNA from Fibroporia radiculosa, 3819 nucleotides. RefSeq lists its product as uncharacterized. Gene Ontology annotation, cellular component: plasma membrane. The record is from RefSeq and is a predicted model, not a curated record. Gene Ontology annotation, molecular function: ATPase-coupled intramembrane lipid carrier activity; ATP binding; magnesium ion binding. The coding region runs from base 1 to 3819 and encodes 1272 amino acids. The transcript is spliced from 22 exons. Lineage: Eukaryota; Fungi; Basidiomycota; Agaricomycetes; Polyporales; Fibroporiaceae. Gene Ontology annotation, biological process: endocytic recycling; post-Golgi vesicle-mediated transport; phospholipid translocation.